AUGGCCCCGAAGAAUCAGAUCCUGCUCCUUGCAAUCUCUGCCUUUCUCCUCCUCACAUCUGGAGGUAAGGUCCAUUGACAAGGGAUUGGAGAAGGAUUUUCACACAGAAAGCAAUUCCUAAGCGAAGACCUGGCAAAGAAAGGAAUCUCAUUUCAAAAAAUGGAGAAAAAAAUUCAAAAAAUUUCAAAAAAUUGGCAGGGCCAAUUUAGGCGUCAUAUUUGUUUGUAGUAGAAAAACAUGAGGGAAAUUUAGCCAAAUAUUCAAUCCAAUCCAGCUGUAUGUAAAAAAUUAUCUGCUGGAAUUCAGUGUCUAUAUAUGUAUGCAGAAAGCUGGCACAGUACUGGCAAAAGAUAGGAGUUCAUUAAAUCAUAAGGUAGGUUCCAACUGAGGAUGUUUCACCCCUCCCAUUGCAAGAAUCUGCUGACAAUGUUUCAGAAAGGAGGGGGCGAAUUUUGCUCCUCGCUUCUUCCGCUCCAGCCUGUGGGGGUCUGAGUGUAUAUAGAUAAGGUGACUGCUCAAGCAGCUGUAAUACUCAUGCAGUCCAGCGUCUCCGAUUAGUUUUUAGUCAGUUUAUGCAGUAGCUGUAGAGAAUAAAUGAAGUUAUACUUCAGAGCUGUCGUUCGUGUGGUUCAUACCUGCUGUGCUCCGCUGACUUUUGGUACUGAGUUUGGUGCUCACAGCUCUAAGUUGUGAGUCCACAGCACUUAGACCUGCUCCAUGCAGUGGAAGGUCUCUGGAAGUGCUUUCCCAGCUCACCUGGCCCAGUCGGGGCUGAAGAGGUUGAGCCCAGUUGUUGGCACUGGCUCAAAGGUGAAGCUGACACCAACAAAGUCAUCUGUUAGUGCAAGGAUUCUGCCUCAGAUGCAAACUGUUGCUUGCUCAGUGCUCAUGGCCCAUGUCCAAGUCCUCUCUCUAUUCCGAUCACUUCCUCUAGUCAUUCAACCUCUUUCUUCCUUAGUGUUCCUUAACUACAUUCCUCUUCUUGUCGUGCCAGUUGAAGCUGGCACGACAGGCAAAAGACAGGAGUUCAGUAAAUCAUAAAGUUGGUUCCAGCAAAGCCAUCCCAUUAGUGCAAGGAUUUCUGCCUCAGAUGCAACCUAUUGCUUGACACAGCUCAAUGCUCAUGGCCAGGGUCCAAGACCUCUCUCCAUUCUGAUCACUUCCUCUGGUCACUCAACCUCUUUGUUCCUUAGUGUUCCUUAACAACAUUCCUCUUCUUGUCUGUCAGCCCACUCGACCUCACAGCUUAAACUUCCCUGUUAUGUCUGAACAGGUCCUUCUUUCUCUAGUCAAGUGUUCUUCAAACUUGGGUCAGCAGAUGUUGUUGGGUGGAUAACAUCCUCUCAAUCUCCCUAGUCAGCUUAGCCAAGGGUCAGGGUCCAGGGAUGAUGGGAGCUGCACUCCAACAACAUUUAAGGAUCCAUAGUUGAAGAACAAUGCUCUUGUUCCUUUGAUCCACAGACUUCAGUCAAGAUGAGUUUCUACUUCCUCACAAAAGCUAAAUUCUUUAUGCAAUGGCAUGACAGUGACUCAGCCAGAAGGGAAAGCCCAGGGAUGAUGAAAAUGGGUGACAUUUCACCUGGAUGACCUCUGGCCUCAGGGUUUCUUUUCUGCUGUAUACAUGAAGUAUUGUAACAAAAUUUGUCAGCUAAGGUUGUUUGGUCCUUUCUUAGCUGAGAUUUGGGUUGGCAAGAGAUUUGAUCAUGUACAUUUUGUCUUCCAAAGCAGAUGCUUUGUUAUGUACAAAAGGCAAAACCAAUGUUGUAACCAGUGAGGCUAGUGAACGAACUGCCUGUCAAGUGUCGUCUGGACCACAUGCCUGCAUUACCAUGCAGGAGUUUAGAGGUAAUCUAUAUUCCAGAGCUCCAACUGCAUAUACCCAAACUGUUGGAACUCUUCUCCCCAAACUUUCUCUUCUUUUGUUUUUAUAAAACAAAGAGGGAAUUCUUGCUGCAAAAAUACUAGUGUUCUAUCAAAAGAUGGUGAGGGGGGAAUACAGUCCAAGAAGCCCACUGUUAGGCCUCUCCUUUUUCCUGCCUAUUGAAGCCGCACAGCACAGUCUCAGAUCCUCCCACUUUGGAGGAUUUGAGCCUGGAUGGUUGGUUUUCACACUUUCAUGAAUGUCUUCCUUGCAUGCAGGGAAUCUUUUUGCAAAGCAGCAGAACUGCACAGGGUCCUCCCACAUAAAGACAAGCUAGAUUGAUCCUGCAAGGUGCACGCCUUGGUCCAAAGUACAGCAUGUUUGUCUUGGGCCAGGGUUAAAGUCCUCUCUGAGCAGUGGACCCUUUUCCCCUUAUCUCAUCUCUGGAGGAAGGAGAAUGCGAGUAGCUUACUCAAGGUGUAUCUCAUGAGGACAUGCAAAUUUUAGACAUUUUAUGUUGGCUGGUUUUAAGGGGGGGGACAACCCACGAUCCACUUUAUUUAUUUAUUUUUAAUUGAUUUCUUGACAACAACAAAAAGUGCAAACAAGCAAAACAAAUUAUCAGAAUUUUAAACCAUAUAGCAUCACAGCCUGGAAGACCAAAAUACAAAGAUACAGUGUGCCUCCAAAGGGACAAUAAAAUAUGAACUCAUAUAAAGAUUCCUUUUACAAAUAAUAAAGAGUAUUCGCCAUCUGUGAGUUCCAUUAUUAUUGAGAAUAAAAGUUCAAUAUAGCCUUAAAUGAACCAGCCAUUUGCAUAUACUGACGACACAAAGUGAUCAUGUGCCUCAGUACAAGUACUGUAUAGGAAAUAAAAUGUAUGAAAUAUAUGAAAAAAGUCAUUUGAGCUGUGCCUUUAAGAUACUUUAGUUUAUGAGAUACCUAUUCAAGAAGGGCAAUUUGUCAAACCCUUUCUUUCCUUAUUUUCUCUCUGGAUCUCGUUCUAGGAGGAACGCUGUCUGUAAUACACCAAGACUGCUGUCACAACUGUAAGCCACCUGUAACUAGUACAUUUUGUGGUAUCAAUGAAGAAUUUCCAGAAAACGACGCGGCCAUCAAAAUUGACUGCUGUGACGAUCGUGACUAUUGUAAUAUAAUUGGAGAUGGGCAAUAA
Podarcis lilfordi (Lilford's wall lizard) is the source of this 3035-nucleotide messenger RNA. The record is from the annotation of a GenBank genome assembly. NCBI's taxonomy places the organism in Eukaryota, Metazoa, Chordata, Lepidosauria, Squamata, Lacertidae.